CAUCUAAAUAUAGGUAGACAGAACACUCCAUUCAUAAAACUCAAUUUUUUAGAAUCAUACAUGGUUUGGCACUUUUAUGAGAGUUAAAAAGAGAUGGGUACAUAAAUAUGACAACACGGUUGAGUUUCGUCUGUCUUUCUGUCAUUUCACUCCAUCAGUGGCGUGACGGUGGUGUGGUGUUUUUUUAUCAAAAAUUUUAAAAUAGUUAUUUUGUGUAUUUUAAUUUAAAUUUUAAUUUGUAAUAUACGUAGUAAUAUCGAUAAUAUACAAUGUAGGGGCGUUUGCACCAAGUUUUUUAAGCAAAACUUAACACUAUGUUUAGCUUAUUUUCUUGCACUAUGCUUUAAUCUAACUUGAAUUUAUAUUUAAAUUAAGCGGUCAAAUUUCCAGGCUAGUGGUCACUUAACCUAUCUUAGACACAAAAAUAUUGUUUUACGAGGAAGAAUUAUUGUUAUUCCUUUGAGAAAGCUAAAAAAUGUAUUAUGAUACCUCUACGUAAGUUCGAUGAUUACUUUUGAUAUCCUAGACGUCGAUCAGUAGGUAUAUUCAUUGAAAAUGGAUUUCCUCAAGAAUGGAUGUAAGGAAAAAUCAUAUUGCCAAGAAAUGAACCUCCUUAAGUUUUUAGGACAGAGACUUUUAAACGACACUGUAAUAUAUAUCAUUAUUAAUUACCUCGGUUUAAUUGAACAAAAUCUAGAAUAUCAAAAUGAGAGUAUUUCCAGAAACAACAGCAUAACUGCCAUAAAUCAACAACAAUUUUAUAGUAUAUUUGGGUUUCCUGGGAUUAUAGGGAUAGUUGAUGGAACACAAUGGGGUAUUGAUGGAGAGGUAUUUAGAAAUAGAAAAGCAUUAUUUUCCCAACAUUUAAAUUACUGGAAAUGCUAGUCUUAAAACUAUAGACUUGAU
Molecule: messenger RNA, 906 nt
Organism: Sitophilus oryzae (rice weevil)
Lineage: Eukaryota; Metazoa; Arthropoda; Insecta; Coleoptera; Curculionidae
Exons: 3
Coding region: 556-885 (109 amino acids)
Source: RefSeq, a predicted model, not a curated record